This is a messenger RNA of Astrephomene gubernaculifera, 400 nucleotides long. The record is from the annotation of a GenBank genome assembly. NCBI's taxonomy places the organism in Eukaryota, Viridiplantae, Chlorophyta, Chlorophyceae, Chlamydomonadales, Astrephomenaceae.
GGAGUCCCGGGCCCAGUCCCUGGCCGCCCUCAACGCGCUCAAGGCCCGGGCGGCUGCCGUACAGACCGAGCUGGCCGCCUACCGCGACAGCGACCCGGAGACGGUGGAGGCGAUGCGCAACGCGGCGGAGGCGGCCAAGCUGGCAGCCAACCGCUGGCUGGACAACACCUACUCGCUGCUGUCUUGGUGCAAGAAGAAGUUCGCGGGGCGGGAGGCGGAGCUGGCCAAGUUCUUCGAGGAGGUGUGGAGGAGAACGGUCUCGAUGAAAAGGCCGAGUACAUCGAGUAGUACGCAGCACCAAGUAGCACGCAGGGGCGCAACACGCAAAAAGACAUCACGGGAACCCUGCUGUGAACAGUCGUACACACAUCAGACGCAUCUCCGCCCGGGAACUGGCUCU